AUGGAAGCAGGAGAGCGAGAGUACACCUAUCUCAGUCUCUCCGGUAAGUAUAUGAAAUGUAUCGACGUCAUCGGAUCGAUUUUCUAUCGCACUCUAUGGCAAGCUGGCAUCCAGGAGCCACGCAAGUUUGCGAGUGACGAGGACCGGGACUUUCUCCUGCAGGCAUAUCGUUCGCUCAAGCCGAGAGAAGGCAUCGUCGAGUGCUGGGACCGGCUGCGUAAAGCUGGCUUCAAGGUCUGGUGCCUGACUGCUGGCGAUACAGCCCGUGUUGCAGGUUACCUCAAGGCUGGUGGAAUUGAUAUGCCUGAAGAGAACUUCGUAUCUUGCGAUACUAUUGGCAUUGGAAAACCCGAGCCUUCAUCAUACAAAUACCUGCUUGACAAGUUUGAUCAAAACGGCUUGGAAGCGUGGUUCGCUGCUGCGCACAUGUGGGAUGCUGCUGGCGCAAAACAAAAUGGCUUCAAGGGUGCCUGGUGUUCAGCAUGGGAAAAGGAACCAUGUGCAGAUAUCUUUGGUGAAAUGGAUGUGACAGCACCAACUCUGGUAGCCAUGGCAGAUGGUAUCAUUGCAGCUUCUUCAAAGCAAGGUCCAUAA
Molecule: messenger RNA, 594 nt
Organism: Cyphellophora europaea CBS 101466
Lineage: Eukaryota; Fungi; Ascomycota; Eurotiomycetes; Chaetothyriales; Cyphellophoraceae
Product: haloacid dehalogenase, type II
Exons: 2
Coding region: 1-594 (197 amino acids)
Source: RefSeq, a predicted model, not a curated record